GGAUUUCUUGAAACUUGAUCCUUCAGAAGCUUCUCUUCAUGCUUUGGAAAAUACAAAUCAGCAGUCCACAUUCCUAACAACCUUUUUUUUUCAUCAUCCUUUUACUGACAGCAAGCUGGUUUCCUCCUGUUACAUACUGUCUUGGGGUAAGGCUCCUUUGGGGGACCCCAGCCUGCUCCCGAAAUGAAGUUCUGGGUCAUUUUUAUCCUGAUUCUUGUCCACGAAGCACUUCAAAAUGUUUUUGGUCAACCUGCUCUGAAAGGAAAACGGUCAAAAGAACCUGCAGAGAAUAAAAUCAAACCUGCAAUCAAGAAAGUGAAACCCAAGAUUGUUAAACUAAAGGAGUCCACGGAAACCAUCACUAAGGUGUACUCUAUCAUGACCCAAGUAAUGGACAAAGGCCGCUUCCAGAAACCCCCGGCAAUGCUCAGUAUGUCAGCAGGGCAAAACAUGGAGCUACGCUGCAAGGGAGAUAAGAUAGCAUGGAGCUAUCCCGAAUACCUCAACACAUUCAAAGACUCCAGACUCAGCAUUAAACAGCUUGACAGAUAUGGGCAGCUGAUACUGAUGAAUUCCUCUGCUGCAGACACCGGGGAGUUUAGCUGCUGGGCCCAGCUCUGUGACAGUGCCGGUUGCAGAAAGGAUGAAUCUAAGGUCGGAUCCACGUACAUUUUCUUCACAGAUAAAGGAGAACUCUUUGUGCCAUCUUCCAGUUACUUUGAGAUUGUGUACCUGCACCCAGAUAAACCGACAGUCAUCCCAUGCCGUGUGACGACCGCAUCCGCUAAAGUCACCCUACACAGGGAGUUUCCAGCUGAGGUGAUCAAGGCUGACGGCACAGACAUUGUCUAUGAUGUGAAGAAAGGUUUUGUGUACCAGCACCCACGUGCUAACCAAAGCGGAGUGGUAUAUUGCCGAGCAGAGGCCCGGGGAGCGCCACAAAUAUCUAUCAAGUACCAGUUACUCUACGUGGAAGUUCCCAGUGGCCCACCCUCUGCCACUAUAUCAGCUUCUGCAAGCAAGGUUCGGAGUGGAGGUGACUUUAGUAUACUCUGCACUGUCCUGGGGGAGCCAGAUGUAGAAGUAGAGUUUAUGUGGAUCUACCCUGGACAACAGUAUGGAAGGCCUGUGGACAUUCAGGACUCCUGGAGGCUAGUAAACCGUGGAAUUGGACACACCACCAGAAUCUCAAAGAGCAUCAUCAAUGUGGAAGACUUUGAAACCAUUGACGCUGGCUACUAUAUUUGUAAAGCACAGAACCUCCGAGGACAGACGACACUUGCUACCAGAGUGGAUAGAUUUUAAAUGGACCUUCCAUUCCAGGCAAGAAUGCAUUAAAGGCAAAGCUUGCUAGAUUCCUCAGCGCUUCCGAGGUUUCACAUGUAUAUAUUACAAGCAAGACCGUUUCCAUUUCAUUCCAGCCGCCCAUGUGUACUAGGUAAGACAUCCAGCCUUCCAGAUGUGUGGAACAUAACGGACUGAGGAGAGCUCCUCAUGGUUACACUCAUUCUUAGGCCUGGUUUCCCUUUACAAAUAAUAAAUCAUAAUGAUAGGAAAUUCUGUAUUCAGUCAAAUACUUAAUGUAUAGUAUUCCAUUUUAACCAUGUUUCAUAUUAAAAAGCAAAAUAAAUACUUAUUUUUCAUUGUAGUUCUAUUUAGCAUUAAAUAAAAUAUUACAUGUCUGUUGCUAGGACGUGCACCACACGGUGUGAUGUUUGUAUCAGUGGUAAGGCCCAUUCAUCCCAAACAACUGUUAUGUUGUGUUGAUUUAUUGCAUUGUAAUGUGUAUUUCCAGCACCUUAAUACAAGUUUGAGAUUUA
Pseudophryne corroboree (corroboree frog) is the source of this 1820-nucleotide messenger RNA. RefSeq names its product platelet derived growth factor receptor like (gene PDGFRL). The transcript has 6 exons. NCBI's taxonomy places the organism in Eukaryota, Metazoa, Chordata, Amphibia, Anura, Myobatrachidae. The coding region runs from base 184 to 1305 and encodes 373 amino acids. The record is from RefSeq and is a predicted model, not a curated record.